Molecule: messenger RNA, 7618 nt
Organism: Chinchilla lanigera (long-tailed chinchilla)
Lineage: Eukaryota; Metazoa; Chordata; Mammalia; Rodentia; Chinchillidae
Gene: Ltn1
Product: listerin E3 ubiquitin protein ligase 1
Exons: 30
Coding region: 178-5475 (1765 amino acids)
Biological process (GO): ribosome-associated ubiquitin-dependent protein catabolic process; rescue of stalled cytosolic ribosome
Cellular component (GO): RQC complex; cytosol
Molecular function (GO): ribosomal large subunit binding; zinc ion binding; ubiquitin protein ligase activity
Source: RefSeq, a predicted model, not a curated record
GGAGGCCGCGGGAAGCGGGAACGGAAGUGGGCUCAGGAGGGCGGGGCUAGAGGCGGAAGGGGCGGGCCCGGCGAAGUUGUUACACUGAGUCCCCUUCCGGCGCUAGGGGCCGGAAGCUGUAGCCCGGCAGUGUCAACUUGGGGGCUGCAGCCUGAGAUCGCGGCCGAGACCGAGACCAUGGGCGGGAAGAACAAGCAACGAACCAAGGGGAAUCUGAGGCCUUCAAAUAGCGGUCGAGCUGCAGAACUACUUGCCAAAGAAAAGGGAACAGUGCCUGGAUUUAUUGGUUUUGGAACAUCUCAGAGUGAACUAGGCUAUGUUCCUGCCAUUCAAGGAGCUGAAGAAAUCGACAACCUUGUAGAUUCUGAUUUCCGAAUGGUGCUACGGAAACUUUCUAAGAAAGAUGUCACAACAAAAUUAAAAGCUAUGCAGGAAUUUGGAACCAUGUGUACAGAGAGAGAAACAGAAAUUGUAAAAGGAGUUCUUCCCUAUUGGCCAAGAAUUUUCUGCAAAAUCUCACUUGAUCAUGAUCGCCGGGUUCGAGAAGCCACUCAGCAAGCUUUUGAAAAACUUAUCCUUAAAGUAAAGAAACAUUUGGCUCCGUAUUUAAAAAGUUUAAUGGGAUAUUGGCUCAUGGCUCAGUGUGAUACGUACACGCCAGCUGCAUGCGCUGCAAAAGAUGCCUUUGAAGCAGCCUUCCCCCCAAGCAAGCAACCUGAAGCGAUAGCGUUCUGUAAGGAUGAAAUCACAAGUGUGCUUCAGGAUCAUCUUCUAAAAGAAACACCUGACACCCUUAGCGACCCACAAACUGUUCCAGAGGAAGAGAGAGAAGCUAAGUUCUACCGCGUUGUAACUUGUUCCUUAUUGGCGUUAAAGAAGUUGCUUUGCCUUUUACCUGAUAAUGAGCUUGAUUCUCUAGAAGAGAAGUUUAAAUCUCUGUUAUCACAGAAUAAAUUUUGGAAGUAUGGAAAACACAGUGUACCUCAGAUCCGCUCAGCAUAUUUUGAGUUAGUUUCUGCUUUGUGCCAGCGCAUUCCACAGCUCAUGAAAGAGGAGGCUUCCAAAGUGAGCCCAUCUGUUCUGCUUAGCAUUGACGACAGUGACCCCAUUGUCUGCCCCGCUCUCUGGGAAGCUGUACUGUAUACACUCACAACCAUUGAGGACUGUUGGCUUCAUGUAAAUGCAAAAAAAAGUGUUUUUCCUAAGCUGUCAACUAUGAUUCGUGAAGGUGGUCGGGGCUUAGCUACUGUCAUAUAUCCUUAUCUUCUGCCGUUUAUUAGCAAACUCCCUCAGUCCAUUACAGACCCACAGUUGGAUUUCUUCAAAAAUUUCCUCACUUCUCUGGUUGCAGGGCUGUCCACGGAGAGAAUCAAAACCAGCUUUUCAGAGCGCUCAGCAGUAGUAGCCGCUUUUUUUGAAUGUUUACGUUUUAUCAUGCAACAACACUUGGGUGAACAGGAGAUUGAACAGAUGCUCGUCAAUGACCAGCUCAUUCCUUUUAUUGAUACAGUUCUUAAAGACCCGGGAUUGCCGCAAGGGCAACUGUUUAACCAUUUAGCGGAAACCUUAAGUUCCUGGGAAGACAAAGCAGAUGUGGAAAAGGGUGACAAAGCUACUCGUAGUUUGGAGAAUGUACUGCUAAAUUUCUGGGAAAAAUUGUCAGAGAUCUGUGUCAAGAAAAUCAAUGAGCCAGAGGCUGAUGUUAAAUCUGUCUUGGGUGUAUCUAACUUAUUACAAGUCCUUCAGAAGCCUAACAGCUCAUUGAAGUCAAAUAAAAAAAAACCUAGUAAAGUUAGAUUUGCUGAUGAGACACCAGAAGGGAAUCAAGAGAAUGAAAAAUGUGCAUCUUCAGAAGGAGAGAACAGGGAAGGCUCUGAACAUGUGACGGAAUCUUUGCUCAAUCAUAGUUCUUCAAAUCGUGUGUCACCUCUACGGAAAAAGCCUUUGGAAGACUUAGUCUGCACUCUGGCAGAGAUGAGUAUUAAUUAUGUCAAUGAACAAAAGUCAGAGCAGCAUCUAAGGUUUAUUUCUCUUCUGCUUGACUCUUUCUCUUCAAGUCAAGUAUUUAAAAUGCUCCUUGGUGAUGAAAAAGAGGGUAUUGACAAAGCCAAACCUCUUGAAAUAAGCAAACUUGUACAAAAAAAUCCCGCAGUGCAGUUUUUGUACCGCAAACUGGUAGGCUGGCUAAAUGAAGAUCUAAGGAAGGAUGCGGAUUUCCUGGUGGACAUUCUGUAUAGUGCCCUCCGUUGCUGUGACAGUGACUUGGAGAGGAAAGCUGUGCUGGAUGAUCUAACCAAGGAUGACCUGGAGUGGCAGUCUCUUCUUCAGGUCAUUGAAAAGGCAUGUUCUAGUUCAGAUAAACAUGCUUUAGUAGCUCCUUGGCUAAAAGGCGAUACCCUUGGAGAGAAAUUGGUUGCCCUGGCAGAUCGUCUUUGUAAUAAGGACUUGGAAUCCACAGUGUCUUCACAAUCUUACUUCUCAGAACAAUGGACUCUUCUAAGCUUGGUAUUAUCCCAACAUGUUAAAAAUGAUUACUUGAUCGAAGAAGUAUAUGUUGAAAGAAUUAUUGUUAAACUUCAUGAAACUUUAUCGAAAACAAAGGAAUUGUCAGAAGCUGAAAUCAGUGACGCAGCAGUGCCUUUUAUCUGUGACGCGGCGUACAGCUAUUUCAGCUCAGCAAAGGGAUGCUUGCUCAUGCCAUCAUCUGAAGACUUGUUAUUAACUCUCUUCCAGUUAUGUGCUCAAAGCAGAGAAAAAACACGUUUGCCAGAUUUUCUAACAUGUAAACUGAGGAACACCUGGCUUUCUGGUGUAAACCUGCUGGUCCGUAAAAGCGGUGGUACCUCCGAACAGAGCACCUUCCUGCGUUUGUCUGCUCUGUGGCUAAAGAAGCAAGUUCAGUCUUCAUCUCUGGAUAACACAAGUCUACAGGUCCUCCUGUCUGCUGUCGAUGAUUUGCUGAAUACACUGGUAGAGAGUGAAGGCGGUGCUCUCCUGGGGCUUUAUAUCGGAAGUGUGGUGCCAAACCACGCCGAGUGGGAAAGUAUGAGACAGUCUCUUCCGGUUCAGUGGUUACACAGACCCCUUUUAGAGGCAAGAUUGAGUUUGAAUUAUGAAUGUUUCAAAACAGAUUUUAAAGAACAAGAUACAAAGACACUUCCCAGCCACCUGUGUACGUCAGCAUUGUUGAGCAAAAUGACCUUAGUUGCACUGAAGAAGAAAAUAGCUCUGGAAAGUAAUGUGCUUGAGAAAAUAACUGCAGAACUACUAUAUUCGCUACAGUGGUGUGAAGAACUAGACAAUCCACCCAGUUUUGUAACUGGAUUUUGUGAAAUACUUCAAAAAAUGAAUAUUACAUAUGAUAAUUUAUGUGCACUUCGUGUUACUUCUGGUGUUUUGCAGCUGCUAUUUAACAGAUCUAGGGAAAAUGGUACGCUUUGGUCCCUUAUUAUUGCUAAGUUGAUCCUUUCCCGAAGCAUUUCAUCUGAGGAAGUAAAACUACACUAUAAAAGAAAAGAAAGUUUCUUUCCGCUAACAGAAGGUAAUUUACAUACCAUUCAAAGUCUCUGUCCAUUUUUGUCAAAAGAAGAAAAGAAAGAAUUCAGUUCUCAAUGUGUACCUGCUCUUUUGGGCUGGACUAAGGAAGACCUUUGCAGUACCAAUGGAGGUUUUGGGCAUCUUGCCAUUUUUAAUUCUUGUCUGCAAACCGGAAGCAUUGAUGACGGAGAGCUACUACAUGGUAUAUUGAAAAUUAUAAUAUCCUGGAAGAAAGAACACGAAGAUAUUUUUCUUUUCAGUUGUAAUCUAUCAGAAGCAAGUCCAGAGGUACUGGGUGUAAAUAUAGAAAUAGUCCGGUUCCUUUGCCUGUUUCUGAAAUACUGCUCGUCUCCUUUGGUGGAGAGCGAGUGGGACUUUAUCAUGUGUUCCAUGUUGGCUUGGUUGGAGACUACCAAGGAGAAUCAGGCGCUGUACCCUGUUCCGCUCGUACAGCGACUGGCCUGCGUCAGCUGCGACUUGGCCUGCGACCUCAGCGCGUUCUUUGAUUCAGCCACUCCGGAAGCCGUCGCUAAUCUUCCUGUAAAUCUAGUCAGUGAAUGGAAAGAGUUUUUUUCCCAGGGCAUCCAUAGUUUGCUUUUACCUCUCUUGGUGAAUAUUACAGGAAAAAAUAAAGAUCUGUCUGAAACCACCUUUGAAAAUGCAAUGUUGAAGCCCAUGUGUGAAACAUUAACUUAUAUCUCGAAGGAUCAGCUGUUGAGGCACAAACUUGCAAAACUGGGGACUGGCCCCAAAACAAACUUACCUGAGAAUCUCCAGACUUUGUUAAACACGUUGGUCCCGUUACUUCUCUCCAGAGCUAGACCUGUGCAAAUUGCUGUUUAUCAUAUGCUCUACAAAUUGAUGCCUGAAUUACCGCAGUAUGAUCAGGAUAAUCUAAAGUCAUACGGAGAUGAAGAAGAAGAACCAGCCUUGUCACCCCCAGCCGUACUGAUGUCUCUGCUGAGCACUCAAGAGGACUUACUAGAAAACAUUCUGGGGUGUAUUCCUGUAGGACAGAUAGUCACUAUUAAGCCACUAAGUGAAGACUUCUGUUAUGUUCUGGGGUAUCUCCUUACUUGGAAAUUAAUACUUACUUUCUUCAAAGCUGCUUCAUCUCAGCUUCGGGCUCUGUAUUCAAUGUACCUUAGGAAAACAAAGAGUUUGAACAAAUUACUUUAUCACCUGUUCAGGCUUAUGCCAGAAAACCCCAGCUAUGGAGAGGCAACUCUUGAGAUCUCGAGUAAGGACUUCAAAACAUUCUUUACUGAGGAGCUCCAGCUGAGUAUUAGAGAAACAUCAACUCUUCCAUAUCAUAUUCCACACUUGGCGUGUUCAGUGUAUCACAUGACAUUAAAAGAUCUGCCCGCCAUGGUUAGGCUGUGGUGGAACAGCAGUGAGAAGCGUGUUUUCAAUAUUGUAGAUAGAUUUACAAGCAAGUAUGUCAGCAAUGUCCUUUCUUUUCAAGAAAUAUCUUCCGUGCAGACAAGUACACAGCUAUUCAAUGGCAUGACGGUUAAAGCUCGAGCUACUACUCGAGAAGUAAUGGCUACUUAUACUAUUGAGGACAUUGUCAUUGAGCUUAUAAUACAGCUGCCUUCAAAUUAUCCGCUGGGGUCAAUAUCAGUGGAGAGCGGGAAGAGAGUGGGCGUGGCCGUCCAGCAGUGGCGGAACUGGAUGCUGCAGUUGAGCACUUACCUCACGCAUCAGAAUGGAAGUAUUAUGGAAGGCUUAGCGUUGUGGAAAAACAAUGUGGACAAACGCUUUGAGGGCGUUGAAGACUGCAUGAUCUGUUUCUCAGUCAUUCAUGGUUUCAACUAUUCUCUCCCCAAAAAAGCCUGUAGAACAUGCAAGAAAAAGUUCCAUUCAGCUUGCUUGUACAAAUGGUUUACCUCUAGCAACAAAUCCACUUGUCCACUCUGUCGUGAGACAUUUUUCUGAGUUUUUUUCCAUUGGAAGUAAUCCCUGAAAUAAAUCAAGCAAAGGCAUUGAUGGGAUUUGGAUCCAUCUGAAAGUGUUGACUUGAAGAAGCCAGUGACCAUUACCUUUAAGUAGGACCUUCUCUGGAAAAUUAUUUUGGUUAAUGUAAUGAUCGCAAAAAUCAGGUCUACCUAUCUUCAGAUUGCUUUGUAAAUGUUUGGAAACAUUUUCUUUUACAAAAGAAUAUUACAUAUCUGAGAAGUAUUUAUAUUAAUGGUUUAAUCUCUUUGUAUAUUUAAAAAUAUGAAAAACCCUAAAUUAUAGAAUUGAAAUUUCUGAAGAUGCUGUACUUAUAAAUCCAUCAUUUAUUGAUCUGUUUUCUAGAAUAGUCCAUGUAUGAGGCAAUGAUUGAGAGAGUUGAUGUACAUCUACAGAUAUUUUAAGGCUUAUUUAUUAGUUAUAACUGCAGAAUUAGUAGUGUUCUGAUUUUCGUAGAUGAUUUUAAUGAUAAAAAUGACAUUAAGCUAUCAGUGUAGCUUAUCUUAAGCUCUUUGAAGCAUGCUCUGAAAUCCUAUAUAAAAGAAUGUAAACUGAACUUUAAGGUGCCUCCAUUUAUUAAGGGUUGUAAAAUUCAGAAAAUUAAAUUUAUGACACUGACCUUUUGUUAUGGAGAAAUUAUUUCCAUGUAUUAGUGGAGUUGGAGUUGUGAAUUUGAAAAUGAAUUUAUUGCUCAGUUUGAGUCUUUAUAUAUUGGGCAUUUAAGAGAUAUAGUAACUGGACUGUUUAAUAACUACUACUGAAACUUAAGGAUUGGUGGAAAAAUCAGCAUUUAGAAAUAUUGUAGGAGGCUUUUCACUUUGUAAGCAAAUUUCACUACUACUAGCCAGAGUCACACUACAUAAGGGACUUGCAGGAGCUAAUAUUCUUUAUCCUUGAGAAAUGAAAGACAAGGAUAUUAUUACUAAGUGAAAUUAAGUAUAAGAAUCCUUCCUUUGGAACCUAGAGUAAUUUUAUUACAGUCUUCCAUUUCAUGGGAAAUAACAUUAUCUAAUACAAUUAGGCUAAUUAAGAGAUCAGCUAUUCAUCUGUGUUGCAAAUGUUUAAUUGACACAGAGCAACUCAUGUUAAAUAAAAUUAUUGUUACCAUCAGCUGGGUAAAAUGACUAUUAAUGAAUUGGUAUGAAUGUGGUCAGAAGAUUUUAGUUGAGAGUGAAAUAUUACAUGCGAGUUAGAGAUCUCUUGAGUUGUGUUGAUAGGUGCAGUGCCCUAUCCACUCGUUUGCCUCCUAAAUUUUCCUUGGAAAUAUUAUCUUCUAGUCUUGAAGUCCAAAGAGUCAGUAAAUGAAGUACAUAGAGCAAAAUUCUACUACCUCUUCUUAGCCCUUUUCGUAAAAUACUCUCCAUCUUUCUGUGUCUCUGACAUAGUGAUCCCAAAGGAUUGUUGUGCUCCCUUUUGAAAAUUCCAUACUUUUCCUUUAAAAGAGGUUUUAUAAUAAAACUUCACUUAUAACCUUUCCAAAUAUUAGUACUUGGCUUCUGAUUCAAACCCUAAGUAGAAAAGAAAAGGGAAUAAUAGAGCAUUGUUUUCCCACAGUAAAAUAAGACAUCAGGUUCUUGAUAAAACACUGUAAGUAAUUAUAGUUAUUAACUACUCUUCAUACUUAGGACUCUUAAUACAUUUAAGACUUGUAAGUAUAAUUGUAAAGCUUGUUACUAUUUAUAUGCUAAAGAAAAAGCUUUCUAAAAUAAGACUGAAAUUGACCAUGCCACAUUAAAGCUUUAUUUAUCUAGCUUUAAUAACUCUAACAAAAAGGGUAGCAGCCUUUAAAAUUUUAGUGUAAGGCAUUUAAAACUGCAUGAGAUUUAAAGCUCAUUACAAAACCCCAAGUAAAUUGCAGUUUUAAAAAUCUAUUUUUGAUUCUUAUCUCAUGCACUAAUGUAUGUACAUGUUUCUGAAACUUAAAUAUGUUGUUACCUGAUACAUUUUUGUUGUGUCAAUAAUGUUAUUUUUUACUGUUAGCCAUAUGUGCCCAUUAAAAUUCAUUCAAUUACAAAAUACUUCAAAUAUGUGAAAAAUAUAAAUUCCCUUGUACUGUUCACCUACUAUGUUGCUGUAUUUGCUUCUGAUUUUUAAAGAAAUAAAAUGUUACUCUUUUGUACUCUUC